UUGCUUCAUGUUUUAGUAGUAGACGUAGGCAAGUUGGUGUUGGAGUGCACAGAUUGAUUCUUGAAAAGGAAGUUAGUUUUAUUAAUACAGCUUGAUUGUGGAAAGCUAAUACUAAUAGCGGCGUUAACUGAACUAGAAGGUGACUUGAUAACAAGAUAUAAAAGGCUUGGUUGGUGAUAUCAUCACAUUCAUUGUGCAAUGUGUCGGGUGUCGUUGAUAAACACUUCUGACGUUAGAAGUAGGCCUAACAAUAGUAUUAAUAUAAGUGAUGCUAUUGUUACCUACCCAAAUAAUGCUUCUUCUAUUACUAGUUCUAAUUGUAACAAGGACAAAAUUCAGCAAGAUGAGGGAGAAUCUCAGCCUAAACUUGAAGUAUUAGUAACACUAACAGUGUCAGAAUGUUGUGGAGAACUAGGCUAUUUUGUUCCAAAGAUUCUUACUGCUUCAAUGUACGAGAAUCUAGAUGGGUGCAACAAAGAACUAAAAAUGAACCAAAAACAGAUCAUGCUGAAGAACAUGAAGGAAGGGAGUUACAGGUUUUGUUGUCCCGAGUGGGACAAUAUAACGGAGUGUUCAAAAGAUCUUAUACGAAAGAUGCUGAUUGUAGCUCCACAAAAGAUGUUAACACCAUCAGAAUAUCCAAGACAUGAAUUAAUCAAGAAUGCUGUAAGUCUAACUAGAUUUUGUUGUACCUUGCUUUUAAAAAACAUAUAAUGUUUUAGUAUAACA
Molecule: messenger RNA, 729 nt
Organism: Limulus polyphemus (Atlantic horseshoe crab)
Lineage: Eukaryota; Metazoa; Arthropoda; Merostomata; Xiphosura; Limulidae
Product: phosphorylase b kinase gamma catalytic chain, skeletal muscle/heart isoform-like
Exons: 4
Coding region: 199-714 (171 amino acids)
Source: RefSeq, a predicted model, not a curated record